AUUAAUCCUAAACCACACCGUAACCCCCCCAAACCAACAAAACAUCCCCCAAAGACCCAGUCCGGGGCUCAGUAACCCCUUCCUGACUAUCGCCGGGCCUCCGUUAUUUUGAUGCCCCACCAAAAACCCCGCCGAAGCUUUCCGUCACCAGUCCAGUCAACAUCCACCGCCGUCAUUCCCUUACCGACCUACAUUGUUGCUCCUCACGACUUCCCUUGCCCAUAUUAGAGCGUCGCGUCUCUUCCUUGCACCUUAUUCUAAUCUCCCACUCCACCGGUAAUCAAACCACUACAACAGUCGUUAUCUUCCCACCAUGUUGAUCAAAGUCCGUACCUUGACUGGAAAGGAGAUCGAGUUGGAUAUCGAGCCGGAUUACAAGGUGUCUCGGAUAAAGGAGCGCGUUGAAGAGAAGGAGGGCAUUCCGCCUGUCCAGCAGCGGUUGAUUUUCGGUGGAAAGCAGAUGGCCGACGAUAAGACCGCUUCAGAGUAUAACCUGGAAGGAGGUGCCACGCUACACUUGGUGCUUGCUCUUCGUGGUGGAUGCCUGUGAUCGGGUGUGGAAGAGAGAUGGUGAGAGAGAUCUGUAUUAUCUUUCAGGCCGGCAGUUUGAACGCUUCGUAGCGUUGUUAUGUGCAUGGCGCUUUUCAAUGGGGACGGGGUUUAAUGAGCUACUCCCAACGCAGUAAUGACAGUUUUCUUUUUUGGAAA
Molecule: messenger RNA, 708 nt
Organism: Aspergillus ibericus CBS 121593
Lineage: Eukaryota; Fungi; Ascomycota; Eurotiomycetes; Eurotiales; Aspergillaceae
Product: NEDD8 family protein RUB1
Exons: 4
Coding region: 314-550 (78 amino acids)
Biological process (GO): protein neddylation; modification-dependent protein catabolic process; regulation of proteolysis
Cellular component (GO): nucleus; cytoplasm
Molecular function (GO): ubiquitin protein ligase binding; protein tag activity
Source: RefSeq, a predicted model, not a curated record